AUGCCAAAGAGAAAGUGGGCUCGGGCAAGAGGUGCAGGGGCGCGGCGCGCAGGCAGAGAGCGCUGUGGCCCCGGCGCAAGGAGGGAGCCGCUGCCACCGCCGCGCCUGCAGGGCCGCCUCUUUCUCCCCCCGCCCCGUCUGCACCCCACGAGUCGUGUCACCGCGGAGCCGGCCGGAGAGACGGUGCUCGGCUUCGGUCCUCGACUUCAAUUCUCUGCGCCGCACGAGCGGAGCCGGUGGUGCUGCCGCCCGAGCGCGCUGUCCGUGACCCUCCUCCGUAUCGCCUUUGUCUCGGAGCCGCGGCGUCUGGACUCGCCGCUUUCUGGGAGAUCCCAGGGCCACAGCCCACGGCCCAUGACAGAGCCUGGCCUCCCUGAGCCCUGGUCUUCAAGCGCGCGAACCUUCGGGCGGAGGAGAGAGUGGCCGCGGGUACUUCCCGGGUCCCCGGCGGAUGCCCUGCGCUCGCCAGCACGCCUGUUCGGGAGGAAGGAGGACACGGAGCCUUUGGCCGGACCGUCCCGGCUCACCUCUCUCUCCGCGGCUCGCAGCGUGGGUGCGAGCCGGAUCCCAGGACUCUCCGGGCUUUCGGCGGCCGCUGCGCCUCUGCUUCCCCCCAACCCUUUCGCCUCCACGUUCGAGAGCAAGCGACCGAUGCCGCCGCAGCAGGGGAAUCCAGAGUACAUCAGCAAGCCGGUGGCGGGCUGCUGCGGCUGCGAGGUGCCGCCGGUGCCCCCGCGCCGGGUGCGCAGCGGCCGGACCGCAGCGCUAGCGACCCGCUGUCUGGCAGGCGGCGCGGAGAGGCGCAGCAUCAAGUGCGUGCUGGUCGGAGACGGCGCCGUGGGGAAAACGAGCCUGGUGGUGAGCUAUACCACCAACGGCUAUCCCACCGAGUACAUCCCCACCGCCUUCGACAACUUCUCGGCUGUGGUGUCUGUGGAUGGGCGGCCUGUGCAGCUCCAGCUCUGUGACACAGCUGGCCAGGAUGAGUUCGACAAGCUCAGGCCUCUCUGCUACACAAACACAGACGUCUUCCUGCUGUGCUUCAGCGUCGUGAGCCCUUCAUCCUUCCAGAAUGUGAGUGAGAAGUGGGUACCAGAGAUCCGGUGCCAUUGCCCCAAAGCCCCCAUCAUCCUAGUCGGGACUCAGUCAGAUCUCAGAGAAGAUGUCAAAGUCCUGAUUGAGCUGGACAAAUGCAAAGAGAAGCCAGUGCCUGAAGAGGCGGCAAAGUUAUGUGCCGAAGGAAUCAAAGCCUCCUCUUACAUAGAAUGUUCAGCCUUGACUCAGAAGAACCUCAAAGAAGUCUUUGACGCAGCCAUUGUUGCUGGCAUUCAAUACUCAGACACUCAGCAACAGCCAAAGAAGUCGAAGAGUAGGACUCCAGAUAAGAUGAAAAACCUCUCCAAGUCCUGGUGGAAGAAAUAUUGCUGUUUUGUCUAAUGCUGGCAAGAAACUCAGAAAAGCAAUUUCCAGAUGAAAUCAAUAUUAGAAGCUAUAUUAGCUGAACUAAUUCCUUUUACUGUGUAGAACCUGUGUGGAGAAUGCGUGUGUUAUAGGAGGAGUUCACAAUUUCUGUGUUCUUUCUUGCCUUUGAUUUUCUUGUUGUUUGUUUGAGCUAGGGAUGAGAUACUUAUGCAAAAUAUUUUUGAAGUAAGUUAAGAAAUUUUCACAACUCUGGAAAUUUAGAAUUUCACACCUCUGAAUUAAUUUACAUCUCAAAUGAAAAAGACACCUCAAAUCUGGAUGUGAGGAAUGAAAUUUUGCUACAUUAUUAUGUACAAAAGAACAAAAGGGGGAAUGUUGUGAUUAACCCUCCCUUCAUUAAAGGCUACUUAAUGCGUAGUGAAGGAGCCUUGGUGGUGCAGUGUUAAGCACUCAGCUACUAACUCAGCUAUUAAGGUUGGCAGUUUGAACCCCCUAGCUGCUUUGUGGGAGAAAGAUGUGGCAGUCUGCUCCAGU
Trichechus manatus latirostris (Florida manatee) is the source of this 1956-nucleotide messenger RNA. RefSeq names its product ras homolog family member U (gene RHOU). Bases 1 to 1437 code for a protein of 478 amino acids. Gene Ontology annotation, molecular function: protein kinase binding; GTPase activity; GTP binding. The transcript has 5 exons. The record is from RefSeq and is a predicted model, not a curated record. NCBI's taxonomy places the organism in Eukaryota, Metazoa, Chordata, Mammalia, Sirenia, Trichechidae. Gene Ontology annotation, biological process: endocytosis; establishment or maintenance of cell polarity; Cdc42 protein signal transduction.